UGGUUUCGUCUACCCUGGGCCUGUAUGUCCAGAAUUAUUAUUCCUAAUUUCUAAUUCGGAUUGCCGUAUUUCUGAUCUCAAUCACGCAUUCUCUAGGUUUUUCUCUGCUCUUUCUAUUUUUUGUCUGCGCCUCAUCUCAAUUUUGACUUCACUUCAGUCAUACGAGUUUCCAUGACCUCGCAUUCCCCUUUUCAAGAUUUGGUGCAGAAAUUAAAUGUUUUGAGCCUCCAGUGAUCCUUUUGAUAGGGGACGACGUAGAGAUACAUUAAGUUUUAGGACAUGGGGUGUCUGGUGUCUACCCCAAAGGAGUCUGGUGUAAAUCGAAGGCGGCCUGGAAACAUCGGAGAAGUUUCUGUCUAUGUACCUGGUUUUCGGAUUCCUAAACCAGUUGAUUUCUUCCUGUCACUGGGUGACCACUUGUCUAAGAGUAUAUUGGAACGACUCUCUGCUCUUAGAACACAUAUAGUCGUAAUGGCGGGCCAAGAAGCACCAACUGUUACCAGAACAAGGAGAAGAACAGCAACACAGCAUGGAGGUUCGACACUCUCUGAUCUUCAUCAGGCUCUCGAAGAUUACUUGCCAGUCCUGUUGGGAUUAGUUAAAGAUGGAAGCCAACUACAAUACAGGGUACAAUUUGUUUGGGUAAAUCAGGAGGAUGAUGCAGAGGAAACAUCCAUGCCUAAUGCAUGGUAUGAGGUAUUGUCUGUUCUGCAUUUGAUGGCAAUGCUCUCACUAUCACAGGCAAACUUAUUGCUUCUUCCAAGAUCAUCUGCUGAUGGUUAUCAGCCAAAAGUGUCAGAAGAGAACAGGCGUGCUUGCAUUGAUAUUCUCUUAAGGGCCGCAGGAUACCUGGAUUGUGCUGUUCGACAGGUCCUUCCACAACUACCUACUGAAGUCAGGAGAAGCUUACCAAUAGACUUAGCAGAGGGAGUUCUCCGAGCACUUUGCUUGCAAGCAUUAGGCGAGGGUGUUGAUAUUCAACUUGGAAUGGCAAUUGAUAGUGCCAAGGCUACUCUAGCUGUGAAGCGCAGACUUGCAUGUGAGAUGGUAAAAUACUGGCAGCAGGCUCAAGAUAACAUUAUGAAUCUUCGGUUAGCUAAUGGUUGGGGAGAAAAGCAUAGGCUCUUCAUAAAGUGGAAAUUUGUAGAAGCGAAGGCUACAGCAUAUUAUUACCACGGCCUGAUCCUUGAUGAGGGGAACACAGAGAAGUCUCAUGGAAUGGCCGUAGCUGCCCUGCAAGCAGCAGAUGAGUAUUUUAAAGAAAGUAAGAGGGCAAGUGAGGCAUUUAAUGCAGCUGCACCACUUUCUAGAAAUCCACCUCUUUGGGGUACCAUGAAGUAUCUUUCUGAGAAAAUUCCAAAGGAUACUUCGAGCAAGGUGCGAAUAAACCGUGAUUUAUAUUCUUAUGAAAGAAUAAUGGAGACAGCACCGACUUUGCCAGACUUUGCAUUGGCUCUGAAACCAGAUGAAUACCAACUUCCUUCUGUGCAUUCCUGUUGGUAUGAGGAGAACUUGAGCAGGGGGCAAACUGGCACCAACCAAGUUGCAGGUGACAGGAGAUAAAGGCAACAUGUGUAUCAUUUUUACAGUUGGAUGGCCAAUCACAAUAUGGAACGGCCAGCUGAUACCAAGUGAGUUUCUUCAGCUGUGUGCACCAAAGGUCAAGUUUAGCUGUUUCUAUUAGUUUCCAUUUCCUUUGUAUUUGAUUCUCCCCUCCCCCCUCUACUUGAUGAGAUUUGCAAAUUGCAAGACAAGCCAUAGAUACUCAUACAAGUCUCUGUUUCUUGUAAAACAUGUAUAAAUUUCUGUAUGCCCUUUUGUGGUUCGAAAUUAAAGUAGUUUGAGAUUGAUGCCGUUUGAAUAGAGAACUUUGUUCUUUCGUGUGCACUUUAUCA
This is a messenger RNA of Tripterygium wilfordii, 1895 nucleotides long. RefSeq lists its product as uncharacterized. The transcript is spliced from 12 exons. The coding region runs from base 280 to 1563 and encodes 427 amino acids. NCBI's taxonomy places the organism in Eukaryota, Viridiplantae, Streptophyta, Magnoliopsida, Celastrales, Celastraceae. The record is from RefSeq and is a predicted model, not a curated record.